This is a messenger RNA of Syzygium oleosum, 3612 nucleotides long. Its product is annotated as probable sucrose-phosphate synthase 1. The record is from RefSeq and is a predicted model, not a curated record. Gene Ontology annotation, molecular function: sucrose synthase activity; sucrose-phosphate synthase activity. Lineage: Eukaryota; Viridiplantae; Streptophyta; Magnoliopsida; Myrtales; Myrtaceae. The transcript is spliced from 13 exons. Gene Ontology annotation, biological process: sucrose metabolic process. Bases 53 to 3223 code for a protein of 1056 amino acids.
CUCUAUCUGUCUCUAUCUCUAGACGACUGCGGCGGCGGCGGCGGCGGCGGCGAUGGCGGGGAACGACUGGAUCAACAGCUACCUGGAGGCGAUCCUCGACGUCGGCCCGGCCCUCGACGACAAGCGGUCGUCGCUGCUGCUCCGGGAGCGGGGCCGCUUCAGCCCCACCCGCUACUUCGUCGAGGAGGUCAUCACCGGCUUCGAUGAGACCGAUCUCUACCGCUCCUGGGUUAAGGCCCAGGCGACGAGGAGCCCCCAGGAGAGGAACACGAGGUUGGAGAACAUGUGCUGGAGGAUUUGGAACCUGGCGCGGCAGAAGAAGCAGCUUGAAGGCGAAGAAGCCCAGAGAAAAGCUAAGCGUCGACUUGAACGUGAAAGGGGUCGCAGAGAAGCAACUGCGGACAUGUCUGAGGACUUAUCUGAGGGAGAAAAGGGAGAUGCAGUCAGCGAUAUAUCGACUCACGGUGAUAGCAACAGAGGCAGAUUGCCUAGGAUAAGUUCUGUUGAUGCAAUGGAGACAUGGAUUAGUCAGCAGAAGGGGAAGAAGCUUUACAUUGUAUUAAUAAGUGUUCAUGGCCUGAUACGGGGUGAAAACAUGGAGCUUGGCCGCGACUCGGAUACUGGUGGUCAGGUCAAGUAUGUCGUUGAACUUGCGAGGGCGUUAGGUUCAAUGCCAGGUGUUUAUCGAGUGGACUUGCUUACUAGGCAGGUAUCAUCACCAGACGUUGAUUGGAGUUAUGGCGAACCGACGGAGAUGUUGGCUUCAAGAAAUUCUGAAGGUUUAUCAGAAGAAAUGGGAGAGAGCAGUGGUGCUUACAUUGUCCGUAUACCUUUUGGACCAAGAGAUAAGUAUAUUCCGAAGGAACUUUUGUGGCCCCAUAUCCCUGAAUUUGUUGACGGCGCGCUCAACCAUGUAAUACAAAUGUCAAAAGUCCUAGGAGAGCAAGUUGGUGGUGGCCAACCAGUGUGGCCUGUUGCCAUCCAUGGUCACUAUGCUGAUGCUGGGGACUGCGCUGCUCUUCUAUCUGGGGCUUUAAAUGUACCAAUGCUAUUUACUGGUCACUCACUUGGUCGAGAUAAGUUGGAACAACUGCUCAAGCAAAAUCGUCUGUCCAAGGAUGAAAUCAAUACGACAUACAAGAUAAUGCGCCGCAUAGAGGCAGAAGAAUUGUCCCUUGAUUCCUCUGAGAUUGUGAUAACUAGUACUAGGCAGGAGAUUGAUGAGCAAUGGCGCUUGUAUGAUGGUUUUGAUCCGAUAUUGGAGAAGAAGCUACGAGCAAGGAUAAAGCGCAAUGUCAGCUGUUAUGGAAGGUCCAUGCCGCGCAUGGCUAUAAUACCUCCAGGAAUGGAAUUUCACAAUAUUGCUCCCCAAGAUGGUGAUAUGGAUGGGGAGAUGGAAGGAAAUGACGAUCAUCCUACUACCCCAGAUCCACCUAUUUGGCCUGAGAUAAUGCGAUUUUUCAAUAACCCUAGGAAGCCCAUGAUACUAGCACUUGCGAGGCCAGACCCCAAGAAGAACAUCACCACACUGGUUAAAGCAUUUGGAGAAUGCCGACCAUUACAAGAACUGGCUAAUCUGACUCUCAUUAUGGGUAAUCGAGAUGGCAUUGAUGAAAUGUCAAGCACAAAUUCUUCCGUCCUCCUGUCCGUGCUCAAGCUUAUUGACAAAUAUGAUCUUUAUGGGCAAGUGGCAUAUCCUAAACACCACAAACAAUCUGAUGUUCCUGAUAUAUAUCGGCUAGCCGCAAAAACAAAGGGUGUUUUCAUCAAUCCAGCUUUCAUUGAACCAUUUGGGCUUACUUUAAUAGAGGCAGCAGCUCAUGGUUUGCCGAUUGUUGCCACAAAAAAUGGAGGUCCUGUUGAUAUACACAGGGUUCUUGACAAUGGCCUUCUUAUUGAUCCCCAUGAUCAGCAGUCGAUUGCUGAUGCUCUUCUAAAGUUGGUGGCAGAUAAACAGCUCUGGGCUAGGUGCCGGCAGAAUGGACUGAAGAAUAUUCACCUAUUUUCAUGGCCGGAGCAUUGCAAGACUUAUCUCUCUAGAAUAGCAAGUUGCAAGCCCAGGCAUCCACAGUGGCAAAGAAGUGAGGAUGGUCUUGGAAAUUCAGAAUCUGAUUCGCCAAGUGAUUCCUUGAGGGAUAUACAGGAUCUGUCCCUAAAUUUGAAGUUCUCAUUGGAUGGGGAGAAGAAUGAAGCUAGUGGAAAUGAGAUAUCUGUAGGAUCUGAAGACAAUGCAACAGAUAGAAAAAAUAAGUUAGAGAAUGCUGUAAUGACAUGGUCCAAAGGUGUUUUAAAGGAUAGGAAAACGGGAUUAAUGGAGAAAUCUGAUCAGAAUGCCAACUCUUCCAAAUUUCCACCCCUGAGGAGGAGAAAGCACAUCUUUGUCCUUGCGGUGGACUGUGAUUCACUGACAGAUCUUCUUGAAAUCAUACAAAAGGUUUUCUCUUCUGUGGAUAAGGAAAGGAAUGAAGGCUCCGUCGGAUUUAUAUUGUCAACAUCUUUGACGAUGUUUGAGAUUCAUAGUUUUCUAGUUUCCGGGGGGUUGAGUCCUUAUGAUUUCGAUGCGUUUAUCUGCAACAGUGGUAGUGAUCUCUACUAUCCAUCUCUCAAUUCUGAGAACCGUCCGUUUGUGAUCGACUUCUAUUACCAUUCACACAUUGAAUAUCGAUGGGGUGGGGAAGGGUUAAGGAAGACUUUGGUUCGUUGGGCAGCUUCUAUUACUGACAAGAAGGCUGCAAAUGAAGCCCAGAUUGUCACUUUGGCAGAGAAGCUCUCCACCGACUACUGCUACACCUUUAAAGUGGAAAAGCCGGGAAUGGUUCCCCCGGUUAAGGAGCUGCGGAAGAUGAUGAGAAUUCAGGCUCUACGUUCGCAUGCUAUUUUUUGCCAAAAUUGGACCAGGCUGAAUGUCAUUCCAGUGCUGGCAUCUCGUGCCCAAGCACUUAGGUACCUAUAUGUCCGGUGGGGAGUCGACCUAUCAAAGAUGGUGGUUUUUGUUGGAGAAUGUGGUGACACAGAUUACGAGGGAUUGCUUGGAGGGCUGCACAAGAGUGUUAUACUUAAGGGGGUGUGUAGUAGCGCCAGCAAUCAAUUCCAUGCCAACAGAAACUAUCCUCUUUCAGAUGUCAUGCCCUUUGACAGCCCAAACAUCGUUCAGACAUCUCAAGACUGCAGCAGCGAUGACAUUCGGGCUUCUCUGGAGAAUUUAGGAGUCAUAAAAGAGUGAGAUUCUCCUCCACGACCUCUUCUAAACUUUUUUACGAGAGGUACUCGUCAUCAUCCCUCACAGCUUCACAUUCAUUCCUUCCCCCUUCUUUCAAGAUGCAUUCCGACGUAGCUGUUCUCUUGAUGAUGAAGCCUCUGUACGUGUUGAAUCCGAGCUGUAUUUGUGUUCCCUUUUUGCCUCAAAAGAGCCACCUUUCUCUUUUCUUUUUAUUCACUUCCUUGGGCCACGAGAUCCUGAGGUGGCCAUUAUCUUGCUGUUACUUGUAUAGUAGUGCCGUUGGAUUUCUGAUGCUCUUCUUUUGGACAAUGAUAACCAGUGCAAUCUCCCAAGAUGUUUCCUGUGUAUCUGAGGAUGAACAUGAUGUAUAUACAUAAGUUGCCUUCUCUCUC